Messenger RNA from Coprinopsis cinerea okayama7#130, 604 nucleotides. RefSeq names its product phosphoribosyl-ATP diphosphatase. Gene Ontology annotation, cellular component: nucleus. NCBI's taxonomy places the organism in Eukaryota, Fungi, Basidiomycota, Agaricomycetes, Agaricales, Psathyrellaceae. Gene Ontology annotation, biological process: nucleoside phosphate metabolic process; ribose phosphate metabolic process. Gene Ontology annotation, molecular function: ADP-ribose diphosphatase activity. The coding region runs from base 35 to 604 and encodes 189 amino acids. The transcript is spliced from 7 exons. The record is from RefSeq and is a predicted model, not a curated record.
CGCGACGCGUCUAUCGUCCAGUAUUAGAGUUGCGAUGGUGAACCCGAAAAUCGACGCUGUCCAGGACUUGGAUACAUCGGAUGCACGAUGGAUUUCGUUGAAGAAACUCACCUAUACGGAUCAGGAUGGGAAGCAGAGACCUUGGGAGAUGGCGACCAGACGCACCCGAUCGACCAGUGGAAUUGACGCUGUUGCUAUUUUGACGAUACUCAAGUCAAAGAAGAACACAUUCCCCCCUUCAACCGUCGUCAUUGAGCAGUAUCGUCCACCGAUUGACAAAUACGUUGUUGAACUACCUGCCGGCCUCAUAGAUGAGGGAGAAACGCCGGAACAGGCGGCAAUCCGUGAACUGAAAGAAGAAACAGGAUACCAGUCCGACACCAUCGUUGAGUCGUCGCCUGUCAUCGUCAGCGACCCUGGCAUGACCAAUGCCAACAUGAAGCUCGUCACCAUCUCAGUUACCCUUGAAGAUGAACUUUUGACGCCCAAACCUUCACUCGAGGUUGGGGAGCACAUUGUGACAAAAGUGAUUGCAUUGUCCGAGUUGCACCAAAAGUUAUUGGAAUAUGAUCAGAAGGUAUGUCUGCAUGAUGUAUAUAUGUGA